This is a messenger RNA of Cyprinodon variegatus (sheepshead minnow), 2251 nucleotides long. RefSeq names its product otoconin 90 (gene oc90). Bases 361 to 1392 code for a protein of 343 amino acids. Gene Ontology annotation, cellular component: extracellular matrix. Gene Ontology annotation, biological process: phospholipid metabolic process; lipid catabolic process; arachidonate secretion. The record is from RefSeq and is a predicted model, not a curated record. Lineage: Eukaryota; Metazoa; Chordata; Actinopteri; Cyprinodontiformes; Cyprinodontidae. Gene Ontology annotation, molecular function: calcium ion binding; phospholipid binding. The transcript is spliced from 15 exons.
UAGACCCCACAGGACAAAGGCCGCUCUGUGGAUCCCCCUGUGGGAUCCCAUCUGUAUAGAAAAAACAAAACCCUGACAUACCUGUGCAAGGACUCGACCUGGAUAAGCUUCUGCUCAGGUGUCACCUGAUAGCCAGUAAGAGCUGAUCUUAAGGGGGCUGAAGGUUCUCCUCCUCGUUUUGAGUGGUAAACAGCUGAAGGAGCUGAGGAUUCAUUCUACUGGGGAAUAAAACCACACAAAGACGUUCUGACCCACUUUAACGGCUCCAGAGGCACAACUGGAGUGUAUCUGGUUAAAUGGUGUAGAGUGUUGCUCAACUUCAGCUUCUACAGCCAAUAAAGAAAAACUGAGGAACUCAUCAUGUUUCUGCUGUGGAUCUCCAUGCUGGUAGCUGCUUUCAGCGGGCUUUCUGGCAGCUCCUUGUUUUGUCCGAACCCAGAGGACAGCAGCCAGAACGCUGCUCAUGUAAUUGAUUGUCUGGGUCCGCGCUUCACCUGGCUCAACGCUGUCUUCGAUAAUUUCCCCCUGCUGCUGAGCUUUGUUUCUAAGCUGCGGUGUACAUCAGGGGUUUGUCCCCGGGACCUGGAGGAUUACGGCUGUUCCUGCAAAUAUGUGGCGUCUGGGAACCCUGUGGAUCCUCUGGACACCUGCUGCGCCAUUCACAGACAGUGUUACCAGGAUGCUGCCCCCUGCAGGCAGCAGCUGCCUCUGCCGCCUUAUAACUUCAGCUGCUCUGCAGCAAACAGCAGCUGUGAAUUUGAUGACCUGUGCCAGCAGAGGUUUUGUGAAUGUGACCAAGCUGCCAUCCACUGCGUGACUCAGAGCCCCUUCAACUCAACUCUGAGGGGCCUUGCAGAGUCGUUCUGCUCUGCUGGAGCUGUUACAGAUGUUCUCACAGCAGCUAACGACUCUGCAGCACAUCAGCUCCCUCACUCCUCCCUGCUGUCUGCAGAGGAGCUUGAAGAAGGCGCAGGGGAGGGAAACCAAGAAGAGACGAAACACCACAGCUUGAUCUUUAGAGAUCUGAAUGAGGAAGCAGGCGAGUGGGAGGAUGUAGCUGAGGAUCAGACGACCCAAAGUCCUGCAGAACUCAGCCCUGAUCCAGUUCAGCUUCUCCACAAAGAGCAGACCCGUAACGAGGCGUCCGCCCCACCCAGCUUAGCAGGUUUAUAUUAUGGGACAAAGAAACCUCCUGCUGACAGUGCAUCGUCUGUUCUAACUACAACAGCCCAGAGGACUUCACCACUGGAUAAAGGUAAGGAACGAAGCGCAGCAGCAGCUGUGAGAUCUCCACCAGAGACGGCGACUGAAGCUCCUCAGUGUGAGGAAGAAGAGGAGGCAGACAGCAUGAAGGAGGAGGAUGGUAAACCUGUUGAACAGGAAGCAGUUUAAUACAGGAAAGCCACAAAUAUAUUUUAAAUGUAGACACAAAACAUGACACAAAGAGGUCAAAUAUGACCCACUUUCUUCAAUGUUUUGGCAUUAAAUGUGAAAGCAAGUUUUUCUGUUCAGCUCAGAAGAGAUCAGUGCCGUUCUUCGCCUGGUCCCUGCUGGAGUCUGUUGGCCUGACUGACAUCCAGCUGCCAGAGGUUAAAGAAUGUAGUCGUUCCUUCAGCGUUUAUAGCAGCGAUGGAGGAAGCCGGCGGGAGAUGCCGGCGCUGGGGGAGAUGCUGCACUGCCUGACGGGACGCUGCCCCCAUGAGUAUGAGAUGUAUGGCUGCUACUGUGGACAGGAGGGAGGAGGACAGCCUCUGGACCAGCUGGACAGGUGUUGCUUCUUCCAUCGCUGCUGCCUGAAACAGAUCAGCUCCAUGGGCUGCAGAGCAGACAGGAAGCUCAACGCUCGAAUUUCCUGCGAGAGCGGAAACAAACCGCGAUGCCAGGGCAUCACAGCAUGCGAUAAACUGCAGUGUGUUUGCGACAAAACCACAGCAGAAUGCAUGGCUGCGGCACACUUUAACCACAGCUUGCCAUCACAGCGGUGCCGUGGACCUGCGCCACCCUGCCGCCGAGCCAGCAGACCCCCUAAACCUGUCAGAGUACCCCCACAGCCCAGCGGGGAAAGCAAGUGGAGCAAACAGUCGGAGGAGAUUGAACCCAGUUCCUCUGCACAACAUCAUGACAGUGAUCAAAGCUCUGAUAUGAUGAGUGGAGAACAGCCAGAUCCUCCUGCUGGAUCAUCAGGUACCCAAACCUCUUCUCCUCCCUCUGCCUCCAGCGAGGAAACCAGAGAACCACCAACGCUAAGUGG